This is a messenger RNA of Myzus persicae (green peach aphid), 1261 nucleotides long. Its product is annotated as putative nuclease HARBI1. The record is from RefSeq and is a predicted model, not a curated record. NCBI's taxonomy places the organism in Eukaryota, Metazoa, Arthropoda, Insecta, Hemiptera, Aphididae. The transcript is spliced from 7 exons. The annotation marks the transcript as partial.
AUGAAAGCACAAUGGAGAGCCAUGUCACUAAAAGAAAUGGAUAACAUUUGUGCAAUUGAUCUAAAAAUAGAUUUGGAAGACGAAAAAGAUGUGUCUUGGGGAGGCAAACGAACUAGGUACAUUUACAACUAUACUUUUGAGUCUUCUGACUCAAAGACUGAUGAUUCAGAUGCCACCGAGAGUGUACAUAUGGAAGCAGCUAGUGAAGCAGAUCUUUCAUCAGACAGAAGUUUUGGAAGCAACUGUGACAGUAAUGGCCAAACAAAUCAUACCGAAUUCGAUGUGGUCAGCACAUCAUCGUCUUGCCAUGAUAUUCAAUCUAGUUCUUCAGAUUCCUCAACAUUAAUAGAUUUUAAGGCUACAUUAGAACGUAUUAUUCAAGAACUGACACCAUUCUUGAAGAUAAAUCGUAGAAGUGAUGGAAUAUCAGUAGAAUCCAAAAUUAGUUCUGCUGUUCGAUUUCUUGCUCAAGGUGCUUACCAAAGAGGCGUGGGUAAAGAAACUAACAUUGGCUUAUCCCAACCUUCAGUGAGUAGAGUUUUGAAUGAAGUUAUUGAUUGUAUUAAUUUGCAUCUACUUCAGAAGUAUAUUAAAUUUCCAACAUCUCCUGCGGAAAAACAAAAAAUCAAGGACUGGUUUCGUACACGAUUCCAUAUUCCUGGAGUAAUUGGAGUAAUCGAUGGCUCACACAUUGGUAUAUUCCCUCCUUCAACCAAUCAUAAUCAGUACCCUGAAUUUGUAUAUGUAAAUCGGAAAGGGUUUCAUUCCAUCAAUACCCAGUUGAUAGUUGAUCAUACCUACCGUAUACUGAAUGUAAAUGCUAAGUUCCCUGGAUCCACACACGAUUCUCACAUUUGGAAAAUGUCGUUAAUUAGAAACCAUUUAAGUAACACAUACAGGCGUGAUCAUGAAUGGCUUUUAGGUGAUAGUGGUUAUCCAUUAGAGCCUUGGUUACUUACACCUUUCAGUAAUCCAGGAGAUGGAAGCCCAGAAAGUAGGUUUAAUGUUAAAUUCACUUCAGCUAGAUCAGUUGUGGAACGAGCUAUUGGUAUGUUGAAAGGUCGCUGGAGAUGCCUUUGCAAACAAAGAAUGUUGCAUUAUAAACCAACAAUUGCAAGUAAAAUUAUAAAUGCCUGUGCAGUUCUCCACAAUAUUUGUAUAGAAAAUUUUGAUGCCGCUUAUGAAGAUGAAGAAUAUGAUGAACUUUAUAACGCCAAUGACUUAAUACAUUUUCCAGCAGGAAAUGCUCUUCACACAGAGG